This is a messenger RNA of Gloeophyllum trabeum ATCC 11539, 761 nucleotides long. RefSeq lists its product as uncharacterized. The transcript is spliced from 3 exons. Bases 39 to 617 code for a protein of 192 amino acids. Lineage: Eukaryota; Fungi; Basidiomycota; Agaricomycetes; Gloeophyllales; Gloeophyllaceae. The record is from RefSeq and is a predicted model, not a curated record.
GCAACGGCGACGCAACAUCUCUGUGCUCGACGCGCAGCAUGCUGUCGCACAUCUUCUGGUUUCUUUUUGCGUUGCUGAGCUAUGUUGGCGCUCAGCAAACGCUCACGAUCCCGGACCCCGAUAACCCUUUGACAUCUAUAGUGGAAGUGAUUACCGUCACCCAGGAUGCUGAAGGCCUCUUGACGACGGAGACGCUCGAGACAUUGCCUUUAACUAACACUAGGACGAGAACCACAGCUACCACUGAUACCACCACCACCACCCCUACUCUGGCGACCACAACAACGACGACGCCAGUACCGCAGGUUGUCGGCCAACCUGGUCCAUCACCCGCAACUGGAGCCAUUCCUUACCAAUAUACUACCGUCGUUGCCGGUGCUACCCAGGUCAUCCAGGAUACGUACACUCCCACCUUCCCUGUCAUCACUCCUGUUAUCCCGACCUCGACGGGCACUGUCUUGGACUACAGUCAAUGGCUCUCUAUGGUAGGCACGAACACCGUCGCAUCUGAAAAAAUAGCGGGUGCGACGGGCACCUGGAGGCCCUCCGCUCCCUUCUGGGGUGUGGCAGUCGGCGGAUUAGUAUGCUUGUGUAGUAGUGUGCGGCUGCUCGUUUGACCGCCACCUCUGUAUGAUAUGAUCGGACAAUUCAAGCGAGAGAGCUUGUCUGGACAUGAUACUACAUUACGAUGGACUUUGUAUCACCGAAUUAAUGGCCUUAUUGGUUGUCUGUUAUUUGAAUAUGAUCGCUCUUUAAGUGAA